Molecule: messenger RNA, 300 nt
Organism: Vicia faba (fava bean)
Lineage: Eukaryota; Viridiplantae; Streptophyta; Magnoliopsida; Fabales; Fabaceae
Source: the annotation of a GenBank genome assembly
AUGCCACGUGAGCAUAGGUUUUAUUGUGAUUGUAUUGAGAAGUGGUUAGGGAUUCAUGGGUCUUGUCCUGUUUAUAGGUAUCAGAUGCCUGCUGAUGAGAAAGAUGAGGGAAAGAAAAUAGACGAAGAGGAAGAAGCAGAAGAAGGUGGAGAGAGAAGGAGGGUUGGUGGGGAAGUUUGGGUUAGUUUUUCUAUUAGUAGGAGGAAUAGGGGAAAUCAUGAUCAAAAUCAACCCACUUCUGGUGGUGAUUCAAAUGUUUCUCCAUCAAGCCCUAGUGAUGGUGAUGAGAUUGGGAAUUGA